GUGAGUUUGUUCAGACUCCAUUUUGACUCCGUUUAGAGACCACAGAGAAAAAGAAAAAGAGAAGGCUGAAGCAGGCAGACUGAAGUGCAGAAGAUGAGUGUAUGUGUGGAAGAAGAGGAGGGCAGGGCAGAGCCUCCAGCCUCCAGCUGUCUGUCUAUGAGGAGUGACUGGUCUAAAGACAAGCCUCCAGAGUUCAGUGCUGAACCUGGACCUUCAGACACAAAAGAGAGGAAGAGGAGCAGUGAGGCUGUGGAGGAGCAGCUGUCCUGCUGUGCUUUGUGUCAGGAGGUCCUGAGGGAUCCAGUCUCCACCAGCUGUGGACACUGGUUCUGCAGACGGUGCAUCACCUCAUACUGGGACCAGUCUGGUUCAUCAGGAGACUCUGCCUGUCCCCAGUGUGGAAAAAGAUCCAGAACAAGACCUGGACUGCAGACACCCAGUCAAACCAGCCCAGUGGACGGCGAUCUGCAGGAGGUUUUAGACGAGCAUAAGAUCAGUCUGAGGAGGAGAUGUGAAUUUGUGACAGAAGGAACUGCUGCAGCAGGAAGUGGAACCCCCCUCAACAGGAUCUACACUGAGCUCUACAUCACACAGGGACGGAGGGAAGAGGUUAAUACCCAACAUGAGGUGUGGCAGCUGGAGACAACAUCCAAGAUGGAGACCCUCAGUGACACUCCAAUCAAAUGCCAGGACAUCUUUAAACCCUUACCUGGCCAAGACACACACAUCAGAGUAGUUGUGACGCAGGGCGUUGCUGGCAUUGGAAAAACCUUCUCAGUGCAGAAGUUCACUCUGGACUGGGCAGAGGGCUUGGAAAACCAACAUGUCAGUCUUGUGGUUCUGCUUUCGUUCCGGGAGCUGAACUUGAUCAAAGAUGAGCGCUACAGUCUUCUCCAGCUGCUCCAUGUUUUCCAUCCAACAUUACAGAUGGUCACAGCAGAGAAGCUCGCCGUCUGUAAAAUGGUGUUCAUCUUUGACGGGCUGGAUGAAAGCAGGUUUUCAUUGGAUUUCCAGAACAAUGGGGUCGUGUCUGAUGUCAAACAGACAUCAUCAGUAGACGUGCUGUUGACAAACCUUAUCAAGGGGAAUCUGCUUCCCUCGGCUCUUCUCUGGAUAACUUCCAGACCUGCGGCGGCCAAUCAGAUCCCUCCUACAUGUGUGGACAGGGUAACAGAAGUGCGAGGGUUCACUGACCUCCAGAAGGAGGAGUACUUCAGGAGGAGAUCCAGUGAUGAGGAGCUGUGCAGCAGAAUCAUCUCACACAUCAAGGCGUCCAGGAGCCUCCACAUCAUGUGCCACAUCCCAGUCUUCUGCUGGAUCACUGCUACAGUUCUGGAGCACAUGUUGACUACAGACCAGAGAGGAGAGCUGCCCAAGAGCCUGACUGAGAUGUACUCACACUUCCUGCUGGUUCAGACACAGAGGAAGAAGCACAAGUACGAUGAGAAACAUGACAGAAGUCAGCAGGAGCUGAUGGAGACUGACAGGGAAGUUCUUCUGAAGCUGGGCAGGCUGGCGUUUGAACAUCUGGAGAAAGGCAACCUGAUGUUCUACCAAGAAGACCUGGAGGAGUGUGGUCUUGAUGUCAGAGAGGCCUCAGUAUACUCAGGAGUGUGCACAGAGAUCUUCAAAACCGAGUGUGUGCUCUUCCAGAGAAAAGUCUACUGCUUUGUUCAUCUGAGCAUUCAGGAGUUUCUCGCUGCAGUCUACAUCUUCCACUGCCACAUCAACAGGGACAUGGAGACACUGGAGACUUUUCUGGGAAAACAUGACAAUGGACAAUCCCUGGAUGUAUUCCUGGAGAGUGUCAUCAUUGAAGCCCUGUACAGUAAAAAUGGCCACCUGGACCUCUUUGUCCGCUUCCUUCAUGGCCUCUCACUGGAGUCCAACCAGAGGCUCUUUGGAGGCCUGCUGGGUCAGACAGAGAGCAGACCAGAAGACAUCCAGAGAGCCAUCAACAACCUGAAGAAGAUGAACACUUUCAGUGUCUCUCCUGACAGAAGCAUCAACAUCUUCCACUGUUUGAUGGAGAUGAACGACCUCUCAGUGCAUCAGGACAUCCAAGAGUUCCUGAAGUCAGAGAACAGAUCAGGGAAGGAACUCUCUGGUAUUUACUGCUCAGCUCUGGCCUACAUGCUGCAGAUGUCAGAGGAGGUUCUGGAUGUGUUGGACCUGAAGGUGUUCAACACAUCAGAGGAGGGACGACAGAGAGUGAUCCCAGCUGUGAGGAACUGCAGGAAGGCUUGGCUGUCUGGCCUUGAAUUCUCAAAUACUCACUAUGAAGUCCUGGCCUCGGCUCUGAAAUCCAACCCCCAUCUGACAGAGCUGGACCUGAGUGACAACAAGCUGCAGGAUUCAGGAGUGCAGCUGCUGUCUGCUGGACUGGAGAGUCCAAACUGCAGACUGAAGACUCUGAGACUGAGUCGCUGCUGCUUGUCAGAGAGCAGCUGUGCUUCUCUGGCCUCGGCUCUGAAGUCCAACCCCCAUCUGACAGAGCUGGACCUGAGUGAGAACCAGCUGCAGGAUUCAGGAGUGAAGCUGCUGUCUGCUGGACUGGAGAGUCCAACCUGCAGACUGGAGACUCUGAGACUGAGUGGCUGCAGGUUGUCAGAGAGCAGCUGUGGUUCUCUGGUCUCGGCUCUGAAGUCCAACCUUCAUCUGACAGAGCUGGACCUGAGUGACAACAAGCUGCAGGAUUCAGGAGUGAAGCUGCUGUCUGCUGGACUGGAGAGUCCAAACUGCAGACUGAAGACUCUGAGGCUGACAGACUGUCAGGUCACAGAUGAAGGCUGUGCUUCUCUGGCCUCGGCUCUGAAGUCCAACCCCCAUCUGACAGAGCUGGACCUGAGCUACAACGAGCUGCUGGAUUCAGGAGUGAAGCUGCUGUCUGAUCUGGUGGAGAGUCCAAACUGCAGCCUGAAGACUUUGAGACUGAGUCACUGCAGCCUGUCAGAGAGCAGCUGUGCUUCUCUGGCCUCGGCUCUGAAGUCCAACCCCCAUCUGACAGAGCUGGACCUGAGCGAGAACGAGCUGCAGGAUUCAGACGUGAAGCUGCUGUCUGCUGGACUGGAGAGUCCAAACUGCAGACUGAAGAUUCUGAGACUGAGUGACUGCAGCUUGUCAGGGAGCAGCUGUGCUUCUCUGGCCUCGGCUCUGAAGUCCAACCCCCAUCUGACAGAACUGCACCUGAGUGAGAACAUUGACCUGCAGGAUUCAGGAGUGAAGCUGCUGUCUGCUGGACUGGAGAGUCCAAACUGCAGACUGAAGACUCUGAGGCUGGAGGAUGGAAAAGACUGGAUUAAAGCUGACAGCCUGAGGAUAUAUGCCCGUCAUCUCACACUGGAUCCAAACACAGCGAACGGAGAACUCCGUCUGUCUGAAGACAACAGAGAGGUGGAGGUGAAGAUGAAGUUUGAGGAGCAGUCGUAUCCUGAUCACCCAGACAGAUUUGACACGAAGCCUCAGGUUCUGUGUAGAGAGGGUCUGACUGGGCGAUGUUACUGGGAGGUCCAGUGGAGUGGAGAGGUUGAUAUAGCAGUGACUUACAGAGGAAUCACAAGAAGUGGUGAUGACUCUCGGCUUGGAAACAAUAAACAGUCGUGGAGUCUGUGGUGCUCUGGUGACAGCUACAGUGCCAGACACAACAGGAGGUCCACUGGCAUCUCUGUCCAUCCCAGUGGAUCUGACAGAGUAGCAGUGUAUCUGGACUGCUCUGCUGGAACUCUGUCCUUCUACAGAGUCUCUUCUGACAGACUGAGACUCCUCCACACCUUCAGCUCCACCUUCACUGAGCCUCUCUACCCUGGGUUUGGGUGUGGGUUUAGAAUCUGGCCUCCUCCUUCUCGUGUGGUUCUGUUGCCAGUUUCUGAGAGAUAAAAAUUUCUGGCAAAGCCACCAACAAGUGUUUGGGGAAAAUGUUGCAUAAUGUGAUGGAUAUGAGCAGCUUUGGAUUAAUAUCAUUGUGCUAGACAGAUAUUAUGCAAGGCCAAAUUAGUGGACCAUACCUGCACACACACACACACACACACACACACACACACACACACCCAUACAUGUGUGAUAGAUUGAAGUUUAUCAGGAAGCUGAUUGUUAAUGCUGAAAACAUAAGUUCAUUAAGUAUUUAAGAAGUCAUUUAAAAGGUGAUUAAAAACAGACACAGAUGAAGAGGAAAUUCAUUUGU
This is a messenger RNA of Myripristis murdjan (pinecone soldierfish), 4180 nucleotides long. RefSeq names its product NACHT, LRR and PYD domains-containing protein 12-like. Gene Ontology annotation, molecular function: protein binding. The record is from RefSeq and is a predicted model, not a curated record. NCBI's taxonomy places the organism in Eukaryota, Metazoa, Chordata, Actinopteri, Holocentriformes, Holocentridae. The coding region runs from base 94 to 3876 and encodes 1260 amino acids. The transcript has 11 exons.